ACUUUAAACGUCCUAGUCAUCCUAGUCACCUUAUCCAUUACAGUCACCCCACCCCUCAGAGUCAUCCCAGUCAUUCCAGUCACCAUAGUCGUCCCAGUCAUCACAGUCACUCGAAUCAUCCGAGUCAUACAAGUAACCCUAGUCAUCCCAGUCAUCCAAGUCGUAGUACUCAUCCAAGUCAAUCCACUGAUACUAGUCCUCCCACAAAUCCCAGUCAACUGUGUCAUCCAAGUCAUCCUGGUCCCCCCAAUCACCCCAGUUACCAUAAUCAUCCCAGUCAUUCCAGUCAUCCGAGUCACCCAAGUCAAUUUAAACAUCCUAGUCAUUGCAGUCAUGUUAUCCCACUCCCCUCAGUAAUCUGAAAAAUCAGUGUCAUUCCAGUCAUCAGAGUCAUAGUUGUCAUCCCAGUCAUCCCAGUGAUCCUAGUCAUCCCAGUCAUCCCAGUUGUUCUAGUGAUCCUAGUCACCCCAGUCAUCCCAGUCGUCCUAGUCAUCCCAGUCGUCUUAGUGAUCCUAGUCAUCCCAGUCAUCCCAGUCGUCCUAGUCAUCCCAGUCAUCCCAGUCGUCCUAGUGAUCUUAGUCAUCCCAGUCAUUACAGUCACACCAGUCAUCCCAGUCAUCCUGGUGAUCCUUGUCAUCCCAGUCAUCCCAGUCGUCCUACUGAUCCUAGUCAUCCCAGUCAUCCCAGUCGUCCUAGUGAUCUUAGUCAUCCCAGUCAUCCCAGUCACACCAGUCAUCCCAGUCAUCCCUGUCAUCCCAGUCAUCCCAGUCGUCCUAGUGAUCCUAGUCACCCUAGUCACCCCAGUCAUCCUAGUCACCCCAGUCAUCCCAGUCGUCCUAGUCAUCCCAGUCAUCCCAGUCGUCCUAGUGAUCCUAGUCAUCCCAGUCAUCCCAGUUGUCCUAGUGAUCCCAGUCAUCCCAGUCAUCCCAGUCGUCCUAGUGAUCCUGGUCAUCCCAGUCGUCCUAGUGAUCCAAGUGAUCCUAGUUAUCCCAGUCAUUCCAGUCAUCCUAGUCAUCCCAGUCGUACUAGUGAUUCUAGUCAU
Porites lobata is the source of this 1042-nucleotide messenger RNA. The record is from the annotation of a GenBank genome assembly. NCBI's taxonomy places the organism in Eukaryota, Metazoa, Cnidaria, Anthozoa, Scleractinia, Poritidae.